Messenger RNA from Cyprinus carpio (common carp), 3028 nucleotides. Its product is annotated as acid-sensing ion channel 1A-like. Gene Ontology annotation, biological process: sodium ion transmembrane transport. Lineage: Eukaryota; Metazoa; Chordata; Actinopteri; Cypriniformes; Cyprinidae. Gene Ontology annotation, cellular component: membrane. The record is from RefSeq and is a predicted model, not a curated record.
GAGAGUUUCGCAGCUUUGCAGUGGAAGAAGUGUGUGAUGAAAACAUCAGUGAUGGAUCUUAAAGUGGAACCUAUGGACAUUGAUUACGACCAGCCGCCUCCCCUCCAAGUUGCUCACACCUCGACUCUGCACGGCAUCUCUCAUAUCUUCUCCUAUGAGAAGAUCACGGCCAAAUGCUGCCUCUGGGUGGUGUUUUUCCUCAGCUCACUGACCUUUCUCAUGUACGUCUGCGUCGAUCGGAUUCAGUUCUACCUGGAGUACCCUCACGUCACCAAGCUGGACGAGAUCACGACGCCCAUCAUGGUUUUCCCAGCGGUGACGAUUUGCAAUCUCAACUCCAUCCGCUUCAGCAGGAUCACACGGAAUGACCUGUACCACGCGGGCGAGCUGCUGGCGCUGCUCAACUCCAGACAUGAGAUUCGGGACGCUCACCUGGUUGAAGAAAGCGUGAUGGAGGUUCUCAAGAGCAAAGCAGACUUUCGCUCCUUCAAGCCGCGCCCCUUCAACAUGUGGGACUUCUAUAAUAGAACAGGACAUGACAUAAAAGACAUGCUGCUCUCCUGCCAGUUCAGAGGUUGGCCGUGUCGACCCGAGGACUUCAGUGUGGUAUUCACACGUUAUGGGAAAUGUUACACCUUUAACUCGGGUAACACCGGCGCGCCGCUGGUCAGUGUGAAGGGAGGGAUGGGAAACGGCCUGGAGAUCAUGCUGGACAUUCAGCAGGAUGAAUAUUUACCUGUGUGGGGAGAGACAGACGACUCGUCGUUUGAGGCGGGAAUCAAAGUUCAGAUUCACAGUCAGGAUGAGCCUCCGUUUAUAGAUCAGCUGGGCUUCGGAGUCGCACCAGGAUUCCAGACGUUCGUUUCUUGCCAAGAGCAGCGACUGAUGUAUCUUCCUGCUCCAUGGGGCAGUUGCAAGUCAACCCCGCCGAGCUCGGAUUACUUCAAGGCGUACAGCAUCAGCGCCUGUCGAACAGACUGCGAGACGCGCUACCUGGUGGAAAACUGCAACUGCCGUAUGGUGCAUAUGCCUGGUGAUGCGCAGUACUGCACUCCUGUGCUAUAUAAAGAAUGUGCGCAUCCAGCACUAGAUUUCCUGGUGGAGAGAGACAGUGACUACUGCUCAUGCGAGACUCCGUGCAACAUCACGCGCUACAGUAAAGAGCUGUCAUUUGUCAAGAUCCCCAGCAAAGCAUCGGUCAAAUACCUCGCAAAGAAGUACAGCAAAUCUGAGAAAUACAUAACGGAGAAUGUUCUAGUGCUGGACGUGUUCUUUGAGGCUCUGAACUAUGAAACCAUUGAGCAAAGGAAAGCCUAUGAGGUGGCUGGUCUGUUAGGUGAUAUCGGAGGACAGAUGGGGCUGUUCAUUGGAGCCAGUAUUCUUACGAUUUUGGAGCUUUUUGACUACCUUUAUGAGGUAGUGAAAUACAGGUUGUGCCGCUGUUCCGACAAGAAACAUCACAACAACAACAACAACACUGAUCAUGGCACUGUACUCGGCCUGGAUGAUGUCAAAUGUCACGUCAGUAAAUUCCAUUAACAUUCCCGCAGAAGAAGAUUCCAGCUGUUUGCCUGCCAGUCACAGUCAGAUUAUGUUCUACAUUUUAGCAGAUGGCAUCACAACACUAGCACGGUUGUGUUUUCUACGGAUUGUUCUGGCAUCUUGUGGUUGUACUCUCUCUCUCUCUCUCUCUCUCUCUCUCUCUCUCUGUCUCUCUCUCUCUCUCUCUAUUAUGCCUGUGUGAUUUUCUAGGAUUUUUCCAAAAGUGUUUUGUGGUUUACUAAACGAGCUACUUUUGAUUAUGUCUCUGUAGGGCAGGAAUGUCAAAAAUGUUUAAUAUUAAUUCAAUGGUUCGAUAUCUGUGUGCCUGGCCUUUUGCGACAGAAUUGCGUCCGCUAGCUUCAGGGGAUACUGUAUGUGUCAUAUUUGAUUAAUUCUGUGCAUCUAAAUGGCUUUUAUAUGGCUGUAAAUGCAUCGUGACAGGCGAUUCAUUGCACAAAGGAGUACCAUUACAUGAGGGAACACCAGUCUAAAAGGAAUAGUUCACCCAAAAAUAAAAAUUUGCGUGAAAUUCACUCACCCUUAGGCCAGCCACGAUGUAGAUGAGUUUGUUUCUUCAUCAGAACAGAUUUGGAAAUAUUUAGCAUAACAUCAUCUGCUCACCAAUGUUUCCUCUGCAGUGAAUGGGUGCCGUCAGAGAGUCUAAACAGCUAAAACCAUCACAAUAAUCCAUCAAUUAAUGUCUUGUGAAGUGAAAAGCUUUGUAUGAAACUAAUUCAUCAUGAAGAUGGAUUUUUAUCAGCUGUUUUGACGGCACCCAUUCACUCCAGAGGAUCCAUUGGUGAGCAAGUGAUGUAAUGCUACAUUUCUUCAAAUCUGAUCCCAUGAAAAAACAAACUCAUCUAAAUGUUGGAUGGCCUGAGGGUGACUACAUUUUCAGCUAAUUUGCAUUUUUGGGUGAACUGUUUCUUGAAGGCUUGUGGGUGCUACAUGAUGUGAGCUUGAAAACACCGACCCAUGUCAGAUCAGAGCGAGACUAACCCUAGAUAUUCCCAGGGGUGCAUGUGAGCUCUCUAAGGCUUCUGUCCGCUGUGUCAUGUUUGUUUCGGGAGCUGGGAUGUGUGUGCAUGUCUGUAUAUGUGUCUGUUAACGCUGUGUGCCAUUGGUGUGUGUGUGUGUGUGUGUGUGUGUGUGUGUGUGUGUGUGUGUGUGCAAACGGAUGUUUGUCUGUUUGUAAGUGUGUCUUUGUGCAUGUAUAUAUUACAUGUGAUCAUUUCUGGAAUGGAUGAGGAAAAGUUGGAGCAACUGGGUGACCCAUAUUUUUAAACAGGAAAUGAAGUAUUUUUAAGUCUGUGAUGCAUUAGAAAAAUGUGUCAAAAUGCCAGCAGAUAGUACGCAGUGAUUUGUUGUGGACUAUGGUCUCUUAAAUAUAUUUUUUUUUAUGUCAUAUUUACAUUUUAGACACAAUGUUUAUCUCAUAUACAGCAGAUUCUGGUCUGUUUUUUUUGUUUUUUGUUUUUUCAGAAAA